This is a messenger RNA of Tupaia belangeri chinensis (Chinese tree shrew), 1596 nucleotides long. RefSeq names its product chromosome unknown C20orf96 homolog (gene CUNH20orf96). The transcript has 12 exons. NCBI's taxonomy places the organism in Eukaryota, Metazoa, Chordata, Mammalia, Scandentia, Tupaiidae. Bases 146 to 1390 code for a protein of 414 amino acids. The record is from RefSeq and is a predicted model, not a curated record.
AGCGUCAGGUCUCGCUUGUAAGUUUGAGUGGCUUGGUUACCGCGCGAUCCACGCUGAGACAAAGAAGUUGGAGAGAUCGAACAGGCAUCUAGAAGACCAGGGUUCCGCGGACUCACUACUCCUCGUUCAUUUUCUCCAAUGGCGCAUGUCUUUGAGAAGUAGACCUAACCACUCUAAGAAUUACUCUGCAGUCCACAAGUUGCAGAGUCUGAAUUAUGUCCCAUGGCAGCGGUCCAAGCAGAAAACCAAGACAUUUACUUUGCCUCCAGUGCGACCAGCUGGCAGCCACUCUAAAAGCAAAAUGAAGACUGUGAUGAAGGCCCAGCCAGCCUCGCAUUCCAAGUCCACCACAUUGGUGACAAGUCAGCCAAAGCAUCUACAAGAACCACAGAGAAAGGAGAAGUCGAACCCAGGGAAGAUGCAGGCCAAAGUCCGCUUACUGAGGAGCAUGGUGUUACCACUGCACCACCGUCUAGCCCUCAAAUUCUACUCUGUAUCAGCAUCACCUGGGAGUCGGAUGUGUGAGAACUGGAGACUUUUGGUACCAACACCAGCAAUGUGGGCUCUGUGGAUCUGGGACUUGAAGCUUGGCAUUUCCCACAAGAUGAUGCUCAAGAACCGGCGGGCCACGCUCCAGGAGCUCCACCAGCACGAGCACUUCCUCACCACGCUCAAUCAGGAGCUGAUCAGCGCCAUUCAGGACAUGGAAGACAGCUCCGCCGUGAACGUGCGGGCAAUGCUGCAGCAGCAGGACAUCCUGUCGACCAUCAUCGACAUCUUGGAGUACUCGAAUAAGAAGAGGCUGCAGCAGUUGCAGUCUGAGCUUCAGGAGUGGGAAGAGAAGGAGGAAAGCAAGAUGAGCCGCCUGGAGCAGCAGGUGGAGCAGCUGAAUGCUACAAUCAAGAAGACCCACGAGGAGGUGAGCUUCCUGAGCACGUACAUGGACCACGAGUAUCCUGUCAAGUCGGUCCAGAUCGCCAACCUUGGGCGUCAGCUGCAGCAGCUUAAGGACAGCCAGCAGGAUGAGUUAGAUGAGCUUAGUGAGAUGCGCAAAAAGGUCCUGGAGUCUUUGUGUGACAAGAUGCAGAAGAAGAAAAAGAAGAUCCUGAAGUUUCUGGUGGUGAAAACCCAGCAGCCCCAUGAGGAGGCUCUUGUGCAGAAGUCCCGGGACAGUGAGGACAUGCGGAGAUGCGUGAAGAGGUUCAGAGAGUUUAUUGGUCAGUUUGAGGAGGAAAUGCCCAUUUUAAAGGCUGAGGUGGAGGAGCUCCAAGCCCAGAUGCAGGAGCCUCGAGAGAUCAUAUUUCAGGAUGUUCUGCUUCGGAGACCCAAGUGCACCCCAGACAUGGACGUCAUCCUCAACAUCCCUGUGGAGGAGCAGCUGCCCUUCUAGGAGGUGUUGCCGUGGCCACUCCUCCCUGUUCUCUUCCCAGCACUGGGAGCCCUGAAUUCUUUACUUCCGAGACUGUGUCUCCAUUCAGACUCCAAUCUGCAGCCCUUCUCCCUUCUUCCCACUCUUCCCAUCUAUAGUUUCUCUCUCUUUCUCUCUCUCUCUCUGGUAGGUGCUGCUGCUUGGGCCAGGUGAGAAUUCAUUUUAAC